GUUGAGGAGCAGUGACGCCAUCUUGAAAUUCGUCCCGACCGGAGGAGGCGAGGAGGAGACGGACUUCGGGGGGGAAAAGAAAGCAGCUCGUCCUAAACUCGAUCUCCGCGGUAGCUGCGCGGAUUAACGGCAGCUUCUCGGGUUAUUGCCCACACAUGACACCGUUUCCACUCGUUCACUCGGGUCAUUUCCACGGGGGAGAAGGUUGUUUGGCCCACUUUGGAGCUCCCCGUUGGAUCGGACGGGGGGAGAGAGAGAGGAGGACUGUCGAGCUUCCACACGGAUAUUAAAACAACAAAAACAACACCCCGCUUUAAACAGUCUUAUUUUUUUGCUUCUUUUUUUUUUUUUUUUUAAAUGCAACGUUUUUAAGAAAUAACGGAGCCCCGUCGUGGAGAGAAGUUUGAGAGCGGAGUGCGCUUGAUUUCCAGUCCGAUGGAUGUGCGCCCUGCCCGGCUGUGGCUCGGCUCUCCGCCCCGCUGGUCUGUUCGUAACACUGCCGCAGACAUGUUCAUGACAGCCCCGGCGUGAGCGCCAACAAGUCGCCCUCCAUUGCCUCUCCAAACCUGGAAAUACCUCCAAACAUCCCCUCCCUCUUCUUCAUCCCCCUCCUCUUCCUCCCUUCUGUUUUUGUUUUUUUUUGGGGGGGGGACUAGAAAGCCUUUCAUUACCUGGGAUAUUUUGGAUUUCCAUAUUGCCGUUUUUAAAGAUGUCUCUUUUUGCAGAGGCAGCGCUCUCUGGAGCAGCAAGACAUUUCAUUUGAGACUAUUAUUUUUUGCUUUUUUGUUGUUGUUGUUUUUGUUUUUCUAGUUAGAGGAUCAGAUUCGGAUGGAAAAUGGGAGACGCCACCAAACUGGCCUUCGCCGUUUUCCUCAUCUCCUGCUCUUCAGGUGCCAUCCUGGGACGCUCGGAGACGCAAGAGUGCGCCUACUACAACUCCAGCUGGGAGAAGGAGCGCACCAACCGCAGCGGCAUCGAGCCGUGCUACGGCGAUAAAGAGAAGCGGCGGCACUGCUUCGCCACGUGGAAGAACGUCUCCGGCGCCGUGGAGGUCGUCCGGCAGGGCUGCUGGCUGGACGACGUCAACUGCUACGACAGCAACGAGUGCGUGGAGAGGAAGGAGAGCCCCGACGUCUUCUUCUGCUGCUGCGAAGGCAACCUGUGCAACGAGAGGUUCCUGUACGCCCCGGACGCGACCCCGCAGAUCUACCCGCACCAUUCCACCGCCUACACCACCUCCAACCCAUUUUCCCAGAAGCCCCAGCUCUUCAGCACCCUGCUGUACUCCCUGGUCCCCAUCAUCGGCCUGGCCGCCGUCGUGCUCUUCUCGUUCUGGAUGUGGAGGCAUCACAAACUGGCCUACCCGGCGGCCCUCGUCCCCACACAUGACCCCGGGCCUUUGCCCCCGUCCCCCAUCUUGGGACACAAACCUCUGCAGCUGAUCGAGAUGAAGGCCAGGGGGCGCUUCGGCUGCGUGUGGAAGGCCCAGCUGCUCAACGACUUUGUGGCCGUGAAGAUCUUCCCCAUUCAGGACAAACUGUCAUGGCAGAACGAAUACGAGAUCUUCAGCGUGAGCGGCAUGAAGCACGACAACAUCCUCCACUUCAUCGGCGCGGAGAAGAGGAGCAACAACCUGGACCUGGAGCUGUGGCUCAUCACCGCCUACCACGAAAAGGGCUCGAUGACGGACUUCCUGAAGGCCAACGUGGUGUCGUGGAACGAGCUCUGCCACAUCAUCAAGACGGCGGCCCGCGGCCUGGCCUACCUCCACGAGGACAUCCCGGGACACAAGGAAGGGCACAAGCCCUCCAUCGCUCACAGGGACAUUAAGAGUAAGAAUGUGCUGUUGAAGACCAACCUGACCGCCUGCAUAGCCGACUUCGGCCUGGCCCUGCAGUUUGAGGCGGGGAAAUCGGCGGGAGACACACACGGACAGGUGGGGACGCGACGCUACAUGGCUCCGGAAGUCCUGGAGGGCGCCAUCAACUUCCAACGCGACUCCUUCCUGCGCAUCGACAUGUAUGCCUUCGGCCUCCUCCUCUGGGAGCUGGCGGCGCGAUGCACCGCCGCUGACGGCCCCGUGGACGAGUACAUGCUCCCCUUUGAGGAGGAGGUGGGUCAGCAUCCGUCUCUGGAGGACAUGCAGGACGUCGUCGUCCAUAAGAAGCUGAGGCCCAUCCUGAGGGACUGCUGGCAGAAACACGCGGGUCUGGCCAUGCUUUGCGAGACCAUCGAGGACUGCUGGGACCACGAGGCGGAGGCGCGCCUGUCCGCCGGCUGCGUCGAGGAGCGCAUCGGCCAAAUGCAGCGCCAGGCCCCCGUCGUCGGCCCCGAGGAGAUCGUCACCGUCGUAACCAUGGUGACCAACGUGGACCUCCAGCCCAAGGAGUCCAGCUUGUGAUCGACCCGCCAGCCGGAAGAAAAAAAACACGGAUGAGCAGCCGACCCUGGUUGGUUUGGCGUAGUGUUUUUUUUCUCAAUUUUUCCGGGGUUUUUUGGGGGGGGGGUUUGGUUCCUUUAAGUGCGGGCCGCUACUCGCGUUCAUCGACCAACACCCGUUUUGAUAUGCCGGAGGAUUUUAACACUUUCAACUGUCGAAACUUUUAACGAUUCAGGAGAAUACGCCGAUGCCGGUGCUGACGCUGACACACACAGACACACACAGACACACACACACACACAGACACACACACACACACACACACACACACACACACACACACACACACACACACACACACACACACACACACGGAGGAAGGCGGCCCGUUCUGCUCGGUUUUCUACAGAGAGAGAAGAUCUGGCAGAGGAGAUUUCACAGAACUCUCCGUGCAUUUUAGUGUAAAACCAGAAAAAAAAGAAAAGAGGGAGAAGAUUUAAAAAAAAAAGACGAGCACCCGGCUCUCGACACAUUUGCUGUUUUCUCGUGUGCGUUUUUUCCCGAAGAAACGACUAUCGUUCUGCCAAUAAGCAACGGCUUCUGAAUGUUUAUAGUGUAAUGCUGCUGUACAUAGUGUAUCAUGGACCCAGACAACGUGGUAACCAAGCUUAUUUUAAAGGGGGAAGGGGGAGGAAGGGGUCCAUUUUCAAGCAUUACGACGAUAAAAAAAACAAACCAUAAACCUCCUUCAACCAGGUAUACCUCAGUUCAGAUGGACACAGUUUAAAUUAGUCCCUCUCCCUGUUCAGUCACAGCUCCACCACAUCCAACCGACCUGCUGUCAGCCGUGGCUCAUGGGUAAUGUAGUCCGCAAAGCCUCCGUUUCCUCCCCGAUCUCAAUCUCAAGUUUUUUAGUUCUGUGGCUGAAUAUGAACUUUCUCCUUUUUGUUUAUUUCUUUUUCUUCUGAUUAUUUGAAAAAAGAAAGAGU
Cyclopterus lumpus (lumpfish) is the source of this 3369-nucleotide messenger RNA. Its product is annotated as activin receptor type-2A-like. Lineage: Eukaryota; Metazoa; Chordata; Actinopteri; Perciformes; Cyclopteridae. The coding region runs from base 836 to 2401 and encodes 521 amino acids. Gene Ontology annotation, cellular component: activin receptor complex; plasma membrane. Gene Ontology annotation, molecular function: activin receptor activity; activin binding; ATP binding. Gene Ontology annotation, biological process: activin receptor signaling pathway; cellular response to growth factor stimulus; protein phosphorylation. The transcript has 11 exons. The record is from RefSeq and is a predicted model, not a curated record.